AUGGCUCACUUGCUUAUGGACCCUGGAGGAGGCGCUUCUAUCACAAAGACUGCUCUUUGUCGGACAUAUAUCGUUCCUUUUGCCGAGGCGGAGCUCUCUAUCCUUUGCUUUGGCGAUGCUUCGCUUUUGGACCAGGACAGACCCAUCCAAAAGUUCGAAAUACCAUCCUGGACGGGUGUCAAUGGAAAACAUUAUCUAGAGCAUGUCGUUGAUGGACACCUUUAUCCAAGCACCACUUUUCAGAAUUACAAGAUAAUGGGACGGUUAUUGCAAGUUACCUGUGCUUGCAUCUCCACCGAUCCAUCAAUCCUGAUUAUGGCCAGCCAGCGGCAACAACAACAGCAGGCGAGAACAACGGUGACGACACUAACUCCCAGGGACCUUCCACCCACAUCUAAUAAGAAGAAGCCUACUUGUCACAGUACUACCGAGGAUAGUGUAGAUGAAAUGGACCGUUGGAUACUCUCGACCUCGGUUCGGCUACCUGGACAUAAGAGUAGCAAAACAGCGAUACUGGACGAGAUAUACGGCGACGAUCCGUAUGAGGAUUUUGAACUUACUAAGCAGGCUGAGACAUUAUUGCAGUUUAUCCCGGUAGAAAAAAAGGAAUCCCUGUUUUGGAAUGACGAUGCUUCCUCCCAGUGCACUCGUUUUGAGUUUGAUCUCACUGAAGACAUUGAUGUCUCGAAGCAGUACGUGAUACUUUCUGGGAUAGCGUUUGACCAUGGAAGUCCAGGUUGGAAUUUAUCUCCCGUGAUUAAAAAGGAACAAGAUUAUUACAAGGCUAUCGCUGUGUGCCACAUCGAGAAUCCUGAUUAUUUUUUCUCUGAUUAUAGCGUACCUGAAGUGACAUUCAUGAUUUGA
Zychaea mexicana is the source of this 864-nucleotide messenger RNA. RefSeq lists its product as uncharacterized. Bases 1 to 864 code for a protein of 287 amino acids. The record is from RefSeq and is a predicted model, not a curated record. The transcript is spliced from 2 exons. NCBI's taxonomy places the organism in Eukaryota, Fungi, Mucoromycota, Mucoromycetes, Mucorales, Lichtheimiaceae.